CGAGACCCUAUAUCAAUAAUAAUUAUAAUAAUACAGUAUAUUUUACAUAAUAGACCAUAGAGCUCAAUGAAUCCUCCUCACAACCCUAUGUAGGUAGAUGUUAUCAUGAUCUCUGCUUUCCAGAAUAGAAAAGUGAGGACCAGAGAGGGCGACCUCUUGUCCAAAAGCAAUACAGCCAAGAAGGGGCAAGGAGGGUUUUGAAACCAGUCGGCCAGGCUCUGGGGCUCCUAACAAGCAAAGCAGCCUGGUUUCUAAAACUAUAGCUUCUGGAAGCAGCCAAUUCACAGGUCUUUACCUCCUGACUGUGAGACCUCCAAAAAAUGACCAGGGAUCUUGGAGUCUGUUUCCCCCUUUGUGAACUGGGGACAAUAGAAGCUACUUCCCAGGUCUGCGGGGAGAAAUUAGGAACGAAGAAGGUAAAGCGCAGAGCUGAGGAGCUGGUCUACAGGUGCUCUAUACAUAUUAGUAAUAAUUAUUAAGUUUGCUGUUACAAUCCUCUCUCUCUCUGUGAACAACCCCUAAUGAUGCGUGGCUUUGAGAGCAAAAAAGUCAGGGCAAAGUUUUGCCACAAAGUCCAGAGGGCAAGACAUUAAAUCUAACUCUCAAGGAUUGGUGUUGGCAAGAAAGCAAACCUCUCCUCCCCACGCUGUCCUUACCCCGCGUAUCCGACGAGCCUAAAGUCAUAGGUGGUGGCGGUGGCGGCCCGCGAUCUGAGCCGUGCGAAGGAGUUUGCACAGAAACACGACAUCCCCAAGGCCUACGGCUCCUAUGAGGAGCUGGCCAAGGACCCGAGCGUGGAGGUGGCCUACAUUGGCACCCAGCACCCCCAGCACAAGGCGGCGGUGAUGCUGUGCUUGGCGGCGGGCAAGGCCGUUCUGUGCGAGAAGCCCACGGGCGUGAACGCGGCGGAAGUUCGCGAGAUGGUCGCGGAGGCCCGAUCCCGAGCCCUCUUCCUUAUGGAGGCCAUCUGGACCCGCUUCUUUCCUGCCUCCGAGGCUCUGAGGUCUGUUUUGGCCCAGGGAACUCUAGGAGACCUCCGGGUGGCUCGGGCAGAAUUUGGGAAGAAUCUCAUCCACGUUCCCCGGGCCGUAGACCGGGCCCAGGCUGGGGGGGCCCUGCUGGACAUCGGCAUCUACUGUGUCCAGUUCACCUCCAUGGUCUUUGGAGGGCAGAAGCCAGAGAAGAUUUCUGUCGUGGGAAGGCGUCAUGAAACAGGUGUGGAUGACACUGUCACGGUGCUCCUGCAGUACCCAGGGGAGGUCCAUGGCAGCUUCACCUGCAGCAUCACCGUGCAGCUCUCCAACACGGCCUCCGUGAGCGGCACCAAGGGCAUGGUACAGCUCCUCAACCCCUGCUGGUGCCCGACCGAGCUGGUGGUGAAGGGGGAGCAUAAGGAGUUCCCGCUGCCCCCAGUCCCAAAGGACUGCAAUUUUGACAACGGGGCAGGCAUGAGUUAUGAGGCCAAGCACGUCUGGGAGUGCCUACGCAAGGGUAUGAAGGAAAGUCCUGUGAUUCCCCUGUCGGAAAGUGAGCUCCUGGCUGACAUCCUUGAAGAGGUGAGGAAGGCCAUUGGAGUCACCUUCCCCCAAGACAAACGCUGAUGUAUCCCCGAAUAAAUAAAGACAUCUUACAUCUUC
This is a messenger RNA of Homo sapiens (human), 1637 nucleotides long. It is a transcript of the gene DHDH, whose product is annotated as dihydrodiol dehydrogenase. NCBI's taxonomy places the organism in Eukaryota, Metazoa, Chordata, Mammalia, Primates, Hominidae. Gene Ontology annotation, molecular function: ribose 1-dehydrogenase (NADP+) activity; nucleotide binding; glucose 1-dehydrogenase (NADP+) activity. The transcript has 7 exons. The coding region runs from base 846 to 1601 and encodes 251 amino acids. The record is from RefSeq and is a predicted model, not a curated record.